UCUCCAUUGCAACCGCGUCUCCUCUCGCCAUCUUUCGCCAGCUUGGGAGUAUAUAGUCAGGCUUGCUUGUUACUUCUCUCUCCCUCUCUCUUCUCGAAGCUGCCUUCAUCUCCUCAAGACCCGGACAUCAAAAUCUCCCACAGCCUGCGUUGUCACUGGAUGGUACCCCAGGCGGGUGAUCCGUUGCGUAGUAGGCGAUUACGCGAAAGAUUGCUUCAGUAGUGGUAGUCGGCAGGGGUUGUUCAGAUAUCGCGCGGGGAUUUUGACUGAUUGAUCAUGCGUUGAGUGAAGUUUGAAGAAGGAGAUUGAUUGUUGUGAAUGAGGAAGCGACACAAGCGUCAUCGUAGCAAGAGACAGUCGUAGUGGGAUUUUUUUUCUUCUUCUUCUAUUGACUUCAAUUCUCAGGUGUGGAAGAGGAGGCGUAUGAUGGUGUAGGUUUGAGUUGGAGUUGCGUUUUCUGAGGUGCAGUUUGUGGAUUUUGCGGAUUGAAGCUGCGACUGUCAGGUUGUGGAGCCGAAGAACCUUGGCGUCCAUGUUCUUGCCACUGGAUUGCAUUUGCAGUGGUGCAGCUGUGAUCAUCGGCAAUCUUUUACGAGAAUGAUUUAGCAGUGAGUGCCCGGUUCAUUAUUCGCUCUCGUGAAACUCCUGGUAGAGAGACAUUAGCUGUGUGACUGGCGAAUGCAAAAUGGCCUGCGAGGCGGAGACCAAAUCUGUGCCCACCAGCACUUACGACAUGUAUGGAGGUAUGUACGUCGGCAAGCUUUCGGGGAACGGCAAAAUUGACCGGUUUCAGGGAUGGUCGCGGUUCAAUGCGAAUACAUUGAGCGACACUCGUACCGGAAGCUUCUCCACUGGGAAGGAGGACAAUUUUAACUACAAGAAUCUUUACAACCUCGCGGAAGAGAAUCUCAGCUUCCCGCAGAGUUCUGAAAGUCAGUUUGGGGGCAUUUUGAAGAAAAGCCGAAGCGCUGUGAAGGGUGCUAGCUCCCGCCCUUCCAGAUCCCCAAUUCUGCACCCCGAGAACGUCAAGAGCAACUCCCAAUCAGCUAAACCUGAACCAUCAAAAGCUGUCCCGCGGAGUGACUCUUCUGAGGUCCCGAGGGCAGGGACGACAGAAGUUUCUAGCACUCCCCGCAUUCGCCACGCUCGAAGUGUUUCCUUUGCUCCUACUCAUGGCGGUUCGUCCGCUAAGCCGCCAAGCCCUCCAAUGGCAUCAUCCCCUUCGAGUGCGCAAUUUGCCCCCAAGAACCUACCCGCAGACACACCCCGACUGGCUCCAGAAGUCGCAGAUGUGUCCGUGAGGCGUCACAGCACUGAUGGUUCCAGGCUUCACAGGAGGGGGAGCUCCGACAUGGCUGCUCUUCGAGGAGAGGCAGCGGAUUUUUUCAGCUCCGACAGUGGCCCUAAAUUGGACCGUGAGACAAGGCGAUACUCACUGGGUGCCGAGUUCUCUAAGGAUGGCUCGUCUGGGAUGAAGACGAAAACAGCCUCCUGCACCGAGAAUGGCAGCACCAGCUCUCGCGGUAGUUCCACUGCGGGAAGUCCCACGGUAGCUCGCACGGGCAGCUCGGAGAAUUUGUUUACCACCGGAGGCUGUGCUUCCAGCAGCAGCCCUACGUCUAGCAACGCCUCCUAUCACACGCGCAGCGCCAGCUGCAAUGUGGGCAAUUUGUUUGGCGCUAUAUCCAGCGGCUCAUACACUGGCGGCGGUCUCAACACAGGAGCAUCAACGCCUCGGUUGUCCUCAUCUAAGACAACGAUCCCAGUUAUGCCGCCAUCUACGCUCAGUAGAAGUGGAAAUAUUAUGUAUGGAGGAGGUUCCUUGAAUGGCAAUGUAAGCAAAGGAGCUGCACGAGCGCAGUGCGACACUCCACGACUAUCCUCUGAUACACUGUCCGGUCCAAGAGGGAACAUCCACGCAGCCGGUGAGGGUGUACACAUCAAGAGGAUGCUCUCCAGCGGCGACCCCGAGGAGGUUAAGCGAGCUGGAAACGACCAGUACAAGAAGGGCAAUUUUCAAGAAGCGCUUACGUUGUACGAUAGAGCUGUUCACCUGGCCCCGCACAGGGCCCCGUAUCGUAGCAAUCGCGCUGCCGCAUUGACAGGCCUCGGGAAGCUUCCGGAGGCUGUCAGAGAGUGCGAGGAAGCAAUCAAGCUUGACCCGACUUAUUUCAGGGCUCAUCAGCGACUGGCCUCUUUGAUGUUGCGGCUGGGACGCAUACAAGGGGCGAAGAAGCAUGUGAAAUUAGCAGGUCAGGGAAGCGAUGCUGCUGAGCUGCAACGGAUUGAGAUGGUGGAGAAGCACGUGAUGAAGUGCUUUGAGGCUAGGAAGGCGGCUGAUUGGGAUUCGGUUGUGAGGGAGAGUGACGCUGCCGUGGUUGCUGGAGCCGAUUCUGCACCUCAGCUGUUUGCCUUAAAGGCAGAGGCAUUUCUGAAGCAGCAGAAACACGAAGAUGCAGAUUCUGUUCUUUUAGCUGCUCAGAAGGUGGAGGAUAUGUUACGCAGAGUCACCAGCCUGCCAGCUGAUACUACCACGCUCCUUGUGCAAGCUCAGAUUGACAUGGCUCUUGGCAGAUUCGAAGGAGCAGUAAUUGCAGCAGAGAAGGCAGCGUACUACGACCCUAAGAACGCUGACGUAACGCCCAUGUUGAGACAAGCUCGUGCUGUAGCGAAUGCUCGAACCCUAGGCAAUGAUCUAUACAAAGCAGGGAAGAUACUCGAGGCCUCUGUCGCGUACAGCGAGGGGCUUCAAUAUAAUCCCAGCAACGCUAUCUUGUUAUGCAAUCGGGCGGCUUGCAGAUUGAAGCUGGGCCAUUAUGAGAAGGCUGUUGAGGAUUGCACGUCUGCAUUAGAAGCCCAACCCAAUUACUUAAAAGCGCUUCUUCGCCGUGCUAACUGCUAUGUUAAGAUGGAGAGGUGGGACAAAGCCGUGAAGGAUUAUGAAACGCUGAAGAAGGAAAUGCCCGGGGAUUUGGAUAUUGCGAAGACGUUGUAUCAAGUACAAGUUGCUCACAAGAAGUCCAAAGGUGAACAGGUUAUUGUGUCGCAACCUAGGGAUGAAGUCGAAGACAUCUCGAGCAGCGACAGACUUCGAGAGGCUAUCUCACAACCAGUUUGUGUCGCAUCAGGUGUUUCGGUAGUCCAGUUCAACACCAAGUGGAGUGAUAAGUGUAGACAAAUGGCAACCUACGUUGACCAGCUUUGCAAGUUGCAUCCUUCAGUAAAUUUCUUGAAGGUUGACGUUGAAGAGAAUCCCUAUCUCGCUAAGGCCGAGCAAGUCAGUUUUGUGCCCACAUUCAAAAUCUACAAAAAUGGAUUCAAGGUGAAAGAUAUCGUUGGACCGACGCAUCAAGCGCUGGACACUGCCAUCAGCCAUUUCAGUCUAUGAUCAUCAAAGAUGCCCUCAGUCAAUAUUUCAGAUCAGCAGUAGCAGCAAAUAAAACUGGAGCAACUAAGGUAUUAUUGCCGCUCAUCGAUCAAUCAUCCCCAAAAACCUUGAUUAACCUCACGUAAAUAGGAAUCAACCUAUUCGUUGAGGGGUCAGCCACAUAUUUGUCUAGCAAUUUAGCAACUGAGCUACUUCUUUCGUGGCCUACCCUCCCGCAAUUUUUCUUGCAAGGUAGUUAACUUUUUCCCUGUUGGACACCCACCAUUCUCAAGUUAGGGAGUGGUGGUGUAGUGCUGACGAAGCUAGGUAGGAGAAAAUUGAGAUAUAACAGGCAAAAGUUUAUAUUUGCACCUUUUGCCUCAAGUGUGUAUAGAUGAGGUGUUGCUACCAGUGUGGCUCACUCUGUAUCAAGAAAAAAACCGAAAGUUUUCUGCUUCCUCUGA
Molecule: messenger RNA, 3831 nt
Organism: Physcomitrium patens
Lineage: Eukaryota; Viridiplantae; Streptophyta; Bryopsida; Funariales; Funariaceae
Product: TPR repeat-containing thioredoxin TTL1
Molecular function (GO): protein binding
Source: RefSeq, a predicted model, not a curated record